Messenger RNA from Ilex paraguariensis (yerba mate), 222 nucleotides. NCBI's taxonomy places the organism in Eukaryota, Viridiplantae, Streptophyta, Magnoliopsida, Aquifoliales, Aquifoliaceae. The record is from the annotation of a GenBank genome assembly.
AUGUGCUCCGUCAAGUUGGUCCCUGGUGUCAAGAAGUACAUGGACGCCGAAAAACAAAAGGGUUUUAUUGACUCAAGUAGAGAGAGCGCGCUCCAUACUUGGUUGAAGACAAUGAAGCCUCUAUGUGAUGAAGACGAUGAAGCACAGUCGAAGAAGACGAAAACCACUAGCACAAAAGAGCAAGUACCGAGCAAGAAUUGCCUCGCCAGAAGUAGCAAUUGA